Molecule: messenger RNA, 1646 nt
Organism: Cryptomeria japonica (Japanese cedar)
Lineage: Eukaryota; Viridiplantae; Streptophyta; Pinopsida; Cupressales; Cupressaceae
Product: co-chaperone protein p23-2
Exons: 6
Coding region: 674-1147 (157 amino acids)
Biological process (GO): chaperone-mediated protein complex assembly; protein folding
Cellular component (GO): nucleus; cytosol
Molecular function (GO): protein-folding chaperone binding; Hsp90 protein binding
Source: RefSeq, a predicted model, not a curated record
UGAAACCAGGGUAUUUUGAAGCGUAUUUGCUCAAUUGCCGCCGUAAAUCCAUGGCAACUUUCUUGUUUCACAAGGGAGACAUGUAAAUCUCCCCUUGGACAGAGUUGUAAAAUCACUUUAUCACUCUGGGGAAAUGUGAGCUAUCGAUAUGGGAUAUAAGUUUCGAUAUACUAAACACAUGGAAUGUGGCUGUUUACCACCAUGGCCCAUUCCACUGUGUCAGAAUAAAAUUGCCCUUAAUUUCCCUAAGAAGUAGGAACUAGGAAAGAGGAACAAAGUAGUAGUAAAAGCCAAAGUACCAUGCAAUAAUGAUUCAAGUGCCCAAUAAGUACCGACAAAGCAGAGAUGUCCUUAGGGGAAAUACAUGGAACAAUAUUCUAUCAGUACAACAUUCUAAUCACUUUGAAUGAUCCUAUGUUGUAAGCGAGGUAACCAUCAUCCAAUCAUCAAUCCCCUGUUUUACAUAGAAAUCGAAUCAUGGUCUGACGACAAGAAGAAAUAAAGUUUGGGCACUACUCCUGUCCCCAAUACCUUUUUCAGGUACCGUACCCUGCGUCUCUGUGCUUGCAAAAGAUUCCAGGGAAACACUAGCAAAAGAGUGUAGGAAACUUUGCUUGAGAGAAAGCAGCUCUAAAUUCUUUUGCAACGGGAAAAAACAUUUUUCUGUGCCACAAUGAGUCGCCACCCUGAAGUGCUCUGGGCACAGCGGUCUGACAAAGUUUACUUGACAAUAAGUUUGCCUGAUGCUAAAAAUGUCAAUCUUAAGCCUGAACCUGAUGGCAAGUUCAGCUUUUCUGCAAAGGGUCUUAAUGGUGAGCCAUUUGAGUUUGAACUGGAGCUUUUUGGAAAAAUAAAUCCUGAGGAAAGCAAGGUUAACAUUGGACUUAGGAACAUAAUUUGCGCAUUGCACAAGACUGAAAAAGGCUGGUGGAAGAGACUACUGAAGUCUGAUGAAAAACCAGCUCCAUACAUCAAGGUUGAUUGGAACAAGUGGUGUGAUGAGGAUGAAGAAGAGUCAUCAAAGUUGGAUGCAUUCAGCUUGGAUGACAUGGAUGACAUCUCGAAAUCUGAAGACAUUGAUGAUGACACAAGUGAUGAUGAAGGCAUGCUCUAUCUCCCAGAUUUGGAGAGAGCAAGGAACAAGUGAUUCCUGGAAUUAUAGAAAAACUUUUAGGCAUGAACUGGGUGAGGAAAAAGGUAUACAAAAUACACUAGAAUUAGACAAAAUAAUUAGUUUUAGUUGUGUUCUCAUUAUGUUUGGAGCUAGAAAGCAUGAUGAGAUGCUUCCUGUUUUGGGAUUCCCAAAGAAACGUAGGAUUCUAAACACUGGAGUAAUGAUAAUUUAUUGUAUCAAGAAUAUGCUUUGAGCUUUCUUUUUAUCCUCAUACGACUCUUUUUUGAGAAAAUGUACACUAAAACACAGAAAUGUGUCUUAUUCUAAAUUACACAAUGCGUAGAGCAUGCAUGCAUAAGCCAAGUGUAUAUUUCUGUUGGUGCAUGGUGUUGAACUCUUAUCAGUGUUCAAAUGGUGAUUUUGUUUUAAGUCCCGGUUUGGUAGUCUUAUGUCAAGUUCAUACUCUAGUACUAAACAUUACAAAUGCUUAAAUUUGAGCUACUAUCCUUUUGAGGAACUAUUUAGAAGAUUA